Sitodiplosis mosellana (orange wheat blossom midge) is the source of this 2542-nucleotide messenger RNA. Its product is annotated as serine proteinase stubble. Gene Ontology annotation, biological process: proteolysis. Bases 558 to 2150 code for a protein of 530 amino acids. The transcript is spliced from 8 exons. Gene Ontology annotation, molecular function: serine-type endopeptidase activity. The record is from RefSeq and is a predicted model, not a curated record. Lineage: Eukaryota; Metazoa; Arthropoda; Insecta; Diptera; Cecidomyiidae.
CGCUGAAUUCAGUUGAUAUGAAACCGUGAAACCGAAUAGUUCAGAUGAUAAAUUUGUGUCGUCGUUGGUUUCGCUUUCGUUUCUUUGUUUAUAUCGGACAGCAUUUGUUUGAGACUCAGUUCGUGUGUCAAGUGUACAAAGUUUAUUGAGAAAGUUCAUCAUCGACGAAGGCGAUAAAUAACGGAUUACGCGACUAUUCUACACCAUAUUUUUGCCAACGAAUUUUUCGUGUGAAUUUUCGAUUUUUUUGGCACACAAUUUCGCAGUUGAUCGUGAAAAGUGCAAAUUGCUGGAUUUUUGCAAACGACUUUUCAGCUCGGAAAAUAUUUCCUUCGUUUUUUUUUCGUAUUUGAAUGAGCAUUGCAAUGAGUAGUGGCUAAUGAAAUGAGAUACGAAAAUCGAUCUGUUUGGUGUUAGUUGCUCAUUCAGGGUUGAAUCGAAUCGAUUGUGGAUUUUAGUCCCGUUUUACAUCGGAUCCGUGUUAUCGUUCAUUUUUUGGAAGGCGAAUCGUGUAUGAGCACGCGUGUAAAGUGUUAUUUAAAAAAAAAUUAGCAACAAUGUUCAUAAUAGUGCCUGAUAUAUUAAAAUUCCAUUUCUCAGUAGAUCAUAAAAUUUUUCAAAUAAAAUCUGUGAUAUUUCUAUUGUGUUUGAAUGCAUGUCUCAAGUUCAGUGUUGUGAUCGCCGGACCAUCGAUACAACAAGAGCAAGAGCUACUUCUGCUCGAGGCACUGAGCAAACGACAGCCUAGCUACUAUGGUACAUCGAAUUCGCUGAUGGAUAUCUUGGGCCGAAUGAUACCGCAAACGUGCAAAUACAAAGGUAGACGCUUCGAGUGCGGACUGAGCAUAUCAUGCGUGUUGGCUGGCGGAAAACCGGUGGAUUCAUGUUCGGGCGGCAUGAUAUGGUCGUGUUGUGUGGACAAAGAUCUGCAUCAGGAAUCAUCAUCGCAGGGAUUGGUACAAAAUGCGAGUGACGUAAUCCAUUUACUCGGCUAUUAUCCUCCAAAUCCAACAACAACCACCACCGAACGUCCCCGUCCAUAUAAACCAUUUUACAACACAUAUCCCAAACCAUCACAACCAGCCAAACCUACAACCACUUCAACGACCAAUACAUAUACAUUCAGUCAACAUGACCAACAAAACCACCACCAACAACACCAACACCACCAACGUCCACAACCAAGCUGGGAACAUGAAACCAAUCACAUUUCAUUUUAUCCAUUAGUUCAUCCUGACGAGCAUUUUGGCAUUGUCGACGAAGACGGUUUUGGCUCAGAAGCUGAAGCGGCUGUAUUCAGUCACACAAAUAAUUUUGGUGACUUUUCCAAUAACAAACCAACCUCAUAUGCUGGUGACGAUUAUCGGCCCUUCCAGGGUUGUGGCGAAUUGUACACAAGGGCCAAUCGAAUUGUCGGCGGCCAUUCAACGUCGUUUGGAAGCCAUCCAUGGCAAGCGGCUCUGAUUAAAUCCGGAUUUUUAUCGCGUAAACUCAGCUGUGGCGGUGCAUUGGUCUCCAAUCGAUGGGUAGUUACGGCUGCUCAUUGCGUGGCCACCACUCCAAAUAACAAUAUGAAAGUACGACUUGGCGAAUGGGAUGUCAGAGAUCAGGAAGAACGACUCAAUCACGAAGAGUACAGCAUUGAACGGAAAGAAGUGCACCCAAAUUAUUCGCCAACGGAUUUCCAGAACGAUGUUGCAUUAGUGAAACUCGAUCGAAAUGUGGUGUUUAAACAGCACAUUUUACCCGUUUGUUUGCCACCAAAAGCAUCGAAACUUGUUGGCAAAAAAGCCACCGUCGCUGGAUGGGGUCGUACGCGACACGGUCAAAGUACCGUACCAUCUGUUCUACAGGAAGUUGAUGUAGAAGUAAUAUCGAAUGAUCGAUGCCAACGAUGGUUUAGAGCAGCUGGCCGACGAGAAACAAUACACGAUGUCUUUCUCUGCGCCGGAUACAAAGAGGGCGGACGAGACAGUUGCCAGGGUGAUUCUGGGGGACCCUUGACAAUGUCAUUAGAUGGACGCAAAACCCUAAUCGGCCUUGUGUCAUGGGGUAUUGGAUGCGGUCGAGAACACUUACCCGGCGUGUAUACAAAUAUUCAGAAAUUUGUGCCUUGGAUCGACAAAGUCAUGGGAAAAGACGAUUUUUAGUUAUAAAAACCUAAAUGCUAAGGGCAUAACUUAUUUAAAUUUUACCUUUUACGAACAACAAACAUACAAAAAAAUAGCCAAUCAAAGAUAGGAACAGGUGGAACGCCGCUCAAAAUCUAGAUCAAUCAGAUUGCAUGUGCAGAUUUUUUACCAAUUGACUUUAUUUCUCUCUGAAUGUGAUAAUAAUGUUUCGGUUUUCCAGCAUAAAUGCGUGCAACAUGCGUUCUAGAAUUAAAUGCUAUUUGUUCAUCUUGUUGAUUUGUUUCUCUUUGUCCAUUCAAAUACGCAUUAGAUAAAACAUUACCACAAAACAUUAGAUAAACUCUCAUUGAUACUUGAACUCGGCCAAAUUCGUAUGGAGAAGCCGCUCAAUUGGAGCAAAUAUAUAUAUA